UUAAAACACUCUGUUGUUAUAUCUAUAUAAAGAUGCAAAUACUUUCGCUGAAUUUUUUAAUGUACACCGUCGGUGGCAUAUGGCGACCUAUCAAAUGGUGCUCAAGUGGGCUUAAGGUGCUUUAUAACAUAUUUACUAUUCUUGUAUUAUUAUCAUUAUACUUUUUGGUGUUAACUCAAUUUCUGGAUAUCGUUCUAAUUGUUGACAAUAUCGAUGAUUUCACUACUAAUUCCCUAAUGCUUUUGACUAUUGUUGCUGUAUGUUGUAAAGCGACUCUUGUCGUGGUACGGCGGAACGCAAUCAUCAAUUUGGUGCGAAUGUUGUUGAAAGAUCCAUACAAACUUCGAGAUGCAGAUGAAAUGGCAAUUCAACGAAAAUUUGACACGUUUAUCAGAUCAUAUUCAAUAAAAUACUCUCUGUUAUGUACGACUUCACUCACGGGCGUAACAAUUGGAUCAGUAUUAAAUAUUAUCCAGGGUUAUUUACCCUACAGAGUAUGGCUGCCAUACGAUUCUAAUAUAGCUACGAUGUUCUGGAUUACAUCUAUGCAACAAAUAAUAUCUUUAAUUUUUGCGACUGUCAUAAAUGUUGGAACAGAAACAUUAAUUUCUGGAUUUAUUUUACAAACGUGUGCGCAGAUUGAAAUUUUUCAAAAUCGUCUCCAUAAAUUAAUGAUUAAUCAGACAACUGCAUAUAUGAAACAAUCACUUGCUUCAUCAUGUAAAGGAACAUCUAUAUUUUCGGAGUACAUACGUCAUCAUUUGAAAAUUUACGAAUACGCUAAAACAGUAAACAUCAUUUUUAAUCCGAUAUUCUUUGUUCAAUUCUUUAGCAGUAUAAUAGUAUUGUGUACAAGUGUAUAUUAUUUGUCGCAACAUAUUACAGAGUCCGGAAGUGCGACUUUUAUAGUAUACACUAUCGGUAUGUUUGUUCAAAUAUACAUAUAUUGUUGGUCAGGAAAUGAAGCAAUACUUAAGAGUACGAGCGUAGGAGAUGUGAUAUAUCAAUUGGACUGGCAUCUACUCUCAGUCAGCGAAAAGAAAGAUUUAUUGAUGAUUAUGAUACGUACCACAAUUCCUAUAAAAUUUACCAGCAGUUUCUUGAUAACUUUAUCUCAUGAAUCCUAUAGUAACAUCCUAAAAACUUCAUAUUCAGCAUUUAACUUAUUACAACGGUCCUGAAUCAUACGUAAAGAGUAGUAUCUGAAGAUAUUAAUGAUAAUAUUGUAGGCUCUUUUGAAUGAAUUACUAAAUGCAUCCUGAGAAUCGUUUGUCUUCAUGUUUAUCUCAAUCACAUUUCCUAUUUCCA
Molecule: messenger RNA, 1308 nt
Organism: Ooceraea biroi (clonal raider ant)
Lineage: Eukaryota; Metazoa; Arthropoda; Insecta; Hymenoptera; Formicidae
Product: odorant receptor 13a
Biological process (GO): detection of chemical stimulus involved in sensory perception of smell; sensory perception of smell
Cellular component (GO): plasma membrane
Molecular function (GO): olfactory receptor activity; odorant binding
Source: RefSeq, a predicted model, not a curated record